GCUCAAUGUGCACAGAAUACCGAGCAGCGACCUGUGCGUAACGCAGCCUAGAGAGAACCCACCUUGUUGACAGCUGGACGGAGACUUGUGGCAGAAUGCGGCUGUGACCAUCACCUCCUCCUCCUCCUCCUCCUCCUCUUCCUCAGCAGCUGUCUCUCUAUAUAUCUGUGUGUGUGUGUCUGUGGACUUUGAUUGAGGACGGAGCACAAGGACACAACGCCACUAAGGGGACCAGUCCCUCAGCGAUGUUUGGCACCGGUUGGCUUUUAAACACUUUGGAUCUUGCUGCACAUCUGGAUUCCCACUCUUCUUCUUCUUCUUCUCCAUCAUCUUCUUCUCAUUCAGUAUUUCUCCGGACACUUUUCCUUCCUGGAGAGCGGUGAGUCACUGCAGGCGCUAGGGCGAUCCGCUGCAUCCUAAUCACCCAGCGGAGAGGACUUCAGCUCAUUGACAUUACAGUCAUACUUUUUCUGGAGCACUUUUUCUUUUCCCCCCCCCCCUUCUUCUCAUUUGCUCUCUGCGCCGCCUGCACUGUAGCCUGCGUGUGGAUUUUCCUCUCCUCUCUCUCCCUCUCUCCUCUGCACAGAGGAGGUGGGAACCUACAUCGAAGUGUUCAGGGGAUGAAACUCUCCCUGAACCCUCGCUGGAACUGACUGUUUUUAAUUCCAAUUUUUUGUCUGAAUCUGCUCUAUUUUCUGGGACUAUCGCAUCAGUUUUCUUUUUUUUUAGGGUGCUAUGAGCGAUCACUGACAAUGACUAUUCUGUUCGGAGACUGGAUCGCGAUUACUGCUCAGAUGAGUCUGGACGCUCAGCUGAAUAUAAAUUAGGUGUUCAGCACCACAGAUUGCUGGAGGAGGCAGAGGAAGAGAGAGACAGAGCAAAGACAAUCCACAAAGACAAAUGCCAAGGUCUCGCACGAUGAACAGAACUCUUUUCUUCAUCCUGGAUAACAGAAAUACCAAAUUUGAACAAAAUAUCAACAGGUCAAAGGAAGCUUAAACACAGCACAUCUUAGCGUAUCGCAGCUUUUAGGGAUGUAUCUUUCUAUUUUCUUUUUCCUCCUGUUAUGGGCUCAAGCCCUGACAUUGAAAAACUUGAAUUACUCUGUCCCAGAGGAACAGGGUCCAGGGACAGUGAUUGGGAACAUUGCCAAAGAUGCCAGACUCGGACUCGAUCAGACUGGACCGGGUAAAAAAGCCAACUUUCGGGUGCUGGAGAAUUCAGCCCCCCAUCUCAUUGACGUGGACCCCCAAAGUGGACUGCUGUACACAAAGCAGCGCAUUGACAGGGAAACAUUGUGCAAAAGGAACCCCAAGUGCCAGCUAUCCAUGGAGGUUUUUGCCAAUGACAAAGAGAUCUGCAUGAUCAAAAUAGAUAUUCAGGACAUUAAUGACAACUCACCCAAUUUCCCCUCCGCUCAGAUUGAUAUUGACAUUUCAGAAAACGCUGUGCCAGGGACACGCUUUCCUCUGACCAGCGCGCAUGAUCCAGAUGCAGGAGAAAAUGGGCUGAAAACCUAUCAAAUAACCCGUGAUGACUACAAUCUGUUUUCCUUGGAGGUAAAAGCCCGCGGAGAUGGGACAAAAUUCCCAGAAUUAGUUAUUCAACGACCGUUGGACAGAGAAGAACGAAGCCAUCACACCCUAAUCUUGUCAGCCACCGAUGGGGGGGAAUAUCCCAGAUCAGGUACCAUGCAGAUUAAUGUCAAAGUAAUUGAUUCAAAUGAUAACAGCCCCGUGUUUGAUCAGCCCUCAUAUGUCGUGGAAAUUCCUGAAAAUUCCCCUCCUGGUAAAGUCCUAAUCGAUUUAAAUGCCACGGAUCCUGAUGAGGGCAACAACGGACAAGUGGUCUAUUCUUUCAGUGGCUAUGCCCCAGAGAGAAUCCGGGAGCUCUUCUCCAUAGAUUCCAGAACAGGGGUCAUAAAGAUUCAGGGUGAAAUUGACUACGAAGAGAGCCCUGUUAUCGAGAUUGACAUUCAGGCAAAGGAUCUCGGUCCCAAUCCAAUCCCGGGCCAUUGUAAAGUCACUGUUAAAGUGCUGGACAGGAAUGAUAACUGGCCAUCUAUAGGCUUUGUGUCUGUGAGACAGGGAGCCAUCAGCGAGGCAGCACCUCCAGCCACUGUCAUCGCUCUGGUGCGUGUCACAGACAAGGACUCUGGCAGGAACGGGCAGCUUCAAUGCAGAGUGCUGGGUAACGUCCCUUUUAAACUUGAGGAGAACUAUGAUAACUUCUAUACAGUGGUGACAGACCGGCCCUUGGACAGAGAGGUGCAGGAUGAGUACAAUGUCACCAUUGUUGCCAAAGACAACGGCCUCCCUCCUUUAAACUCUACAAAAUCCUUCACUGUGAAGAUUCUGGAUGAGAACGACAAUGUCCCUCGCUUCACCAAGUCAGUGUACCUUCUUCAGAUUCCUGAGAACAACAUCCCUGGGGAGUACCUGGGCUCAGUUCUGGCACACGACCCGGACCUUGGCCAGAAUGGCACCGUGUACUACAGCAUACUCAACUCCAACGUGAGUGGGGGUGAUGUCAACACGUAUGUUAAUGUGAACGCUGCAAAUGGAGCCAUCUACGCUGUGAGAUCUUUCAACUACGAGCAGAUCAAGUAUUUUGACUUCAAGGUUCUGGCUAGAGAUGCAGGAUCUCCGCAUCUGGAGAGUAAUGCAACAGUGCGCAUAAGCAUCCUGGAUGUCAAUGACAACAUCCCUGUCAUAGUGCUGCCGUUACUCCUGAACGACACCGCUGAGAUCCACGUGCCACGUAAUGUUGGUGUUGGCUACAUAGUCACCACAGUGAGGGCCGUGGAUAACGACUACGGCGAGAGCGGCAGGCUCACCUAUGAGAUCUCGGAUGGCAACGAGGAGCACCUCUUUGAGAUCGAUCCCGUGAGUGGGGACGUGCGAACAUCCCACCCAUUUUGGGAUGAUGUCAGCCCCAUUGUGGAGCUGAUCAUCCGAGUGUCAGACCACGGCAAGCCGACUCUCACUGCUGCCGCCAGACUCAUCGUCAAGGCUUCCAACGGACGUCCUCCUGAUGGACUGCCUCGCACAAAGGACAAUCAGAACUGGGACAUGUCCCUGCCUCUUAUAGUAACUCUAAGUAUCGUAUCCAUCAUGCUUCUGGCUGCCAUGGUGACCAUAGCCAUCAAGUGCAAGCGGGAAAACAAGGAGAUCCGCACCUACAAUUGUCGCAUUGCAGAAUACUCGCACCCUCAACUCGGAAAAGGCAAGAAGAAGAAGAUUAACAAGAACGACAUCAUGCUGGUGCAGAGCGAGGUGGAAGAGCGGGAUGCCAUGAAUGUGAUGAAUGUGGUAAGCAGCCCUUCCUUGGCCACCUCACCCAUGUACUUUGACUACCAGACACGCCUGCCACUCAGCUCACCACGGUCAGAGGUCAUGUACCUCAAGCCCACUGCCAAUAACCUCAGCGUGCCCCAAGGCCACGUGGGAUGCCACACCAGCUUCACAGGCCCAGUCACCAGCACUACAGACACACCUACUAACCGCAUGUCCAUCAUACAGACGGACAAUUUCCCCACUGAGCCUAAUUAUAUGGGCAGCAGACAACAGUUUGUUCAAAGUAGUUCAACAUUCAAAGACCCAGAGCGAGCGAGCCUCAGAGACAGCGGCCACGGCGACAGCGACCAGGCCGACAGCGACCAGGACACCAAUAAGGGCUCCUGCUGUGACAUGUCUGCAAAAGAAGCCCUCAAGUUGAAGGCUACUGGCGUGAAGCCGCCGCCUUUGGAGCAAGAUGAGGAUUGUGUGAAUUGUACAGAGGAGUGCCGGGUACUGGGUCACUCUGACCGCUGCUGGAUGCCCCAGUUCCCCACAGGAGGAAACCAGGCCGAGGGCAUUGACUACCGCAACAAUAUGUUUGUGCCAGCGGGGAUGGAGACUGUUCCCGAGACAGAAACCUAUGAGACUGUCAACCCCAAUGGCAAGAAGACAUUCUGUACAUUUGGAAAAGAGAGACGUGACCACACUAUUCUGGUCGCCAAUGUCAAGCCCUACUUGAAGGCGAAGCGAGCCCUCAGCCCACUGCUCCAAGAGGUACCCUCAGCCUCCAACAGUCCUACAAAGGGCUGCUCCACCAAUUCUCCUUGUUCCUCAAUCAAAAGCCCAGCUGACGGAGCUGAAGGUAUACCUCCUCCUGCCUCGUGCUCCGGCCACUACGGGCCUCCUGAUGGUCAGUACCUGUCCCCAACCAAACAAACCAGAGACCAGGGGGUCUACCCACCCCUGCCGCCCUCAGACCCAGUGGCCAAGGUGCUCGCCGAGGCACGCUCCAGGAUCAGCCAAGAGGCUGCAGGGGAAAUGGAGUGUCCCAUGGAGCAGAUGGAGCCCGACGCAAAUCGUGACGGAAUGGAUGCUGACCAGGUGGUGAGAGACAUCGACAAGCUAUUGCAGGACUGCAGAGGAAGUGAGGCCACUGGCACGCUCAGGAAGUGACACAGAGGACUGCAGAAAAACAAAAAUGGGAGGUCGACAGGAAUAGGAUGCUAUUCCAAAAACUCUCAUACAAAACUGUCACCAAAACAAAUCAAAAGGUUGAAUGGCUCUUCUGAAAGGAGCUCUUUUCACACUAUUUGUUGUUGAAAAUUACCAACACCGGACAGAGGAUUGGAACAUUUAUUAUGUCAGUCAUUUUGCACCAGUUUUGGUGCUAAGAUCCGAACCAACAAAAAAGAACUGGGUUACAAACAUCUGAAUUCUGCUGAAUUUAUAAACUCUUUUUUUGUUUUGGAUUCUUAAGCAAACUGCAGAGGCUUAUGCCUCUGGCACCUCGCAAGCUAUUAUCUAAGUGCCCACCAGCUCAUCAGUGUGUUGUUCAUGGUCUCUCGUGAAAUCCUACAUAUCUGAGUGUGUACAGACGGAUUUCUGUUUUGUGUGAUGGCCAUAGAAACUGACUGAAAAAGAACUAUGGUCAGACAUGACAAUCGACACGGAAACAGUGAAACAAAUUCUAAUCUACUUGGGACAUUGAAAGACCAAAAUACACAAGCAACCUUAUCUUUUCUGACUUUAAUAUAGGUGUUAAAUGUGUGAUGGAUCCUGUAUCUUAACAUGAAGAGAUUGGUUAAUCAGGGGUCGGUUCACAAGGGUCGGUUCUGGACUUGGGGGUUGGACGGGCUUCACCGCUCUGCUGAAGGAGAAUUAUAAAACAGUGUGACCAUGUUUCACCUGUCAUUUGUAGCCACAUGUGUAAGUUGUGUCUUUCUCACGCCUCUAUUUAAACGUUCAUGUUGCAGACCGGUGUACUUGCACACACCUAUUUUAUACAUGUGCACUACACUGUUACUCAUACACAUGCACUGAUGCCCCUACACACACGCAAACACACACACACAAGUGCAUAUUAAUGCUUACACACAACUGGCCAUCUGUGUAACUGUCUUAUACAUGUACAUCAUCAGCUUUCAGUCCCUUGUGUACAGUGAAUUAUCAUGUGUGUGACUAUGCCUUGAGGCAAUCACAAGUUGUAUAAAAAGGGACAUUUUCCUCAACUGUGAAAAAAGGAUAUCUAUAUGAAUAUAUAGAUGACUAUAUGUAUGAAUCCAUGUAUAGUGUCCAAAUAUUAACAGAAUAUUUAUACAUUUUAUAAAAAAAAAGAAAUGAGGAAUCUCAGCAAAACGUGUCCUGCGGUUUAAGGUGAAGCGCGGGGCACUGCCUCGAUGAGCUGCAAAGGACACUGCCAUUGUUUCGAAGACAAAUAUCCAAAAAUAUAAAUAAGAAAAUGUCCCUUCACAUUAUCACUAUACAUAAUAUCAUUAUAUGUGUAAAUGUAUCCAAUUUAGAUGUGUUUACAUCAAAAAAUUGACAUAUUUUUAUUGAUUUUUCUGCAAUUUCUGUGCAUUUGAGCCAAAUUGUUAUGUGUACAAAAGCUAUAUUGUGUAUUUUAUUAAAUUAAUAUAUAGUUGUGUUGCAAUAUACAUGGGCUUAUAUUGUAUUUGGCAAAAGUUGCCUUAGUAGCUGUCGAACUCUGUGAGUUUGCUUUAGUUUGGGUUUUGUUGGUCUUUAUGUUUUCCCCCCCUCUCUAUUCUGCAUCAUUGCAGGCUGGCUUCAGUGCUUUUGAGAUGUCGCCUCUUUUUACCCUGAGAUCCAGCUGGAUCAAAUACAAUAACUGUUGAAAGCUUAAUGAGCCAGCUGAUCUAGAAUACAAUUCAAACCAACAACAAAAAGCAACAACCACACGAUAACAGUUUGACUAUUUUUACUGAGCAGAUUUUUACAGGGCAGCUAUUUUUCUUUAACAACAACUAUUGUGUGUGUUAUGUGUUUCGAUUCCUUUUUACUUUCUUUCCAAAAAAGAAACCUGCCAUAUGGAAAGCGGAAUGGUUUCCUUGGUGAUCAUAAAACUGCCUUACUGUCUCUGCGGAGAGCUUGUUGUAUCUGUGGAGCUUGUGACUGCUUAUAAAGCCCUGGUCCACCAGAAUGUGCAUUUUCUAUAAAAGGACCAAAAGAGGUUCUUUUCCAGCA
This is a messenger RNA of Limanda limanda (common dab), 6479 nucleotides long. RefSeq names its product protocadherin 17 (gene pcdh17). Gene Ontology annotation, biological process: homophilic cell-cell adhesion. The transcript has 5 exons. Gene Ontology annotation, molecular function: calcium ion binding. NCBI's taxonomy places the organism in Eukaryota, Metazoa, Chordata, Actinopteri, Pleuronectiformes, Pleuronectidae. Bases 1035 to 4451 code for a protein of 1138 amino acids. Gene Ontology annotation, cellular component: plasma membrane. The record is from RefSeq and is a predicted model, not a curated record.